Molecule: messenger RNA, 657 nt
Organism: Closterium sp. Naga37s-1
Lineage: Eukaryota; Viridiplantae; Streptophyta; Zygnematophyceae; Desmidiales; Closteriaceae
Source: the annotation of a GenBank genome assembly
AUGGCUUUUGAGUAUGGGGUACUGCAUGAUGGGAGGAUGGAGGAAGUUGUUGGGAAGGCGCUUGCUGGUUGGGUACUUGCACGGAAGGGGGUGGAGUACGUCUGGCGAGCACCGCCUGCUGGCAUACGAGUUGAUGGGCGCUGGUACCCGGUUGAUAAAACCCCCACCCCAUCCUCCCACCCCAUCAUCCCACCCCAUCCUCCCACCCCAUCCUCCCACCCCAUCAUCCCACCCCAUCCUCCCACCCCAUCCUCCCACCCCAUCCUCCCACCCCAUCCUCCCACCCCAUCCUCCCACCCCAUCAUCCCACCCCAUCCUCCCACCCCAUCCUCCCACCCCAUCAUCCCACCCCAUUUUCUCUAUCAGACCAAAGUGAGGUAUUUAGGAGCGCUGGGCCAUCCGAACCUGGUGCGGCUGGUGGGCUACUGUAUGGAGGGGGGCGAAGCGAACAUGUGUCCGUCUCCUUCCCUCCUCUCCGCCCCUUGUCUCUCCCUUCCCACCCAUUCUCUCCUUCAGACCGAAGUGAGGUACCUAGGGGCAUUGGGCCAUCCCAAUCUGGUGCGGCUGGUGGGAUACUGCAUGGAGGGGGGUGAAGUGAGUGUGGCCCCCUUCUCUUCUCCCCUCCCUCCCGCCCCAUUCUCCUUCAGACCGAAGUGA